CACACACACACACACACACACACACACACACACACACACUCUCGGAGAGAGAUGGGAACUGAGAGGCUUCUCUACGAUCAAGUUGAUCUUCAAGACAGGAAUGAACUCGUAUCCGUUUGUCUUGUGAAUAAUGCCGAUGGAAUCAUCACAUGCGUUGUUUUGGUGAUGAAGAGACGUUCACAUUCUGAGGGAAAGUCAAAAUUAGCCGGACAGGCAAAUUAUGAAUGAAAAUUUUGAAGAAAUAAGCCCAAAACGGGAAACACCGUGUUUAUUCGCUAAAGACAACAACAUUCGUAACGCGAGUUACGAAUUCACAUCUUCUCUCAGGACUGUCAGUAUGUCUAUGGGCGGUCAUGCUGUGGCCAGCUGCCUUUCUCUCACUUUCACCCUCCUGCUCCACGUUUUGGAUGUGUGUCUGUGCCACCAAGCAGAAAACGGAUGCCCAGAGAGCUGUUUCUGCUCAGAGAGUGUCGACGGCGGACUGAUGGUCCGUUGUAGUGACAUGCACUUGAUUGCAGUUCCACGUGACCUUCCGAACACUACACAGCAUCUAUACCUAGACAACAACCUGCUGCUUACCAUACCAGCCGACGCCUUUAUAGGACUCCCACUACUGUUCAAAUUAGAUCUUUCCCACAACAGGUUGGCUUACCUGGAGCCUGGAGCCUUUCAAGACCUUGCAGACUCAUUGAGCAGCCUGGAUCUUUCUUCUAACCAGCUGGAGACCCUGGACCCCAAGGCGUUUGGCGACCUUAGAGCCCAGACUAACCUCUCUCAUAACCCUUGGCUGUGUGACUGUCGUCUGCAGCUGGCUAUGCCACAGCUGCUUUUGGAUCCCUCCUCCCUCACUGAGGUGGUGUGCAACACCUCUGAACCUGAAGCGCUGGGGGCUCAAGGAAUGCCCUUCAUUCUGGUGGCGACUGAUCUUGACUUCUGCACAGCAAUCCAGAGGACCAUUGAUGUGGCUAUGCUGAUAACAAUGUUUGGCUGGUUUACAAUGGUUAUAUCCUAUUUAGUUUACUAUGUAAGGCACAACCAAGAAGAGGCAUUUCGCCACCUCGAGUAUCUCAAGUCUCUGCCCAACAGGCAGGGCAGAUCUGAAGAUUCACUUAACACCAGGCUGUAACACAAUUAUGAAUAACAGGGUUAAUAUUGCAUAUCAACAUUUUUUUAUUUUUCUAUUGAUUUUAUUGAUGUCUCUGUAUAAAAGCACAAAUAAAAAACAACCAAAUAUAUAGAGAAAGUGAGAGUAAAGACUUAUGUGAUGUUACAAAAGAUUUCUAUAAAAAUAUGUAUUGUAUUUAAUAUAGAAUAAUAUUUCUAUAUAAAUGGUAUUCUUUUGAAUUUAAUAUUCAUCAAAGAAAUGUAUUCAGAAAGAAGUCUCACAGUUUCCCCAAAAACUGCUUUCAACAUUGAUGAUAAAAAAAUAAAACUGAUUUCUGGAGGAUCAUGUGACACUGAAGACUGGAGUAAUGAUGCUGAAAAUACAGCUUUGACAUCACAGGAACAAUUUUUUUAUAUAAAGUCAAAUAGAAAGCAGUUGAUUUAAA
Molecule: messenger RNA, 1550 nt
Organism: Pimephales promelas (fathead minnow)
Lineage: Eukaryota; Metazoa; Chordata; Actinopteri; Cypriniformes; Leuciscidae
Gene: lrrc3cb
Product: leucine rich repeat containing 3Cb
Cellular component (GO): plasma membrane
Molecular function (GO): protein binding
Source: RefSeq, a predicted model, not a curated record